Messenger RNA from Ictalurus punctatus (channel catfish), 1468 nucleotides. RefSeq lists its product as uncharacterized. Lineage: Eukaryota; Metazoa; Chordata; Actinopteri; Siluriformes; Ictaluridae. The record is from RefSeq and is a predicted model, not a curated record. The transcript has 4 exons. Bases 102 to 725 code for a protein of 207 amino acids.
UAACUAAAAGCCCCCUCACACUCUCUCUCUCUUUCUUUCUCUCUCUCUCACACACACACAUACACACACACACACACACACACAUACUUGCUGCAGUGGUGAUGGUGCGCUCCCGGGCGUCCGGUGCAGGUGGAGGUGGUGUGUGUAGCUGGCUGGCGGCGCUGCUGGCGCUCUGGUCCAUGGUGUCGGUGGUGGUGAUUGUGGUGUGGGCCACGUGGGCCCCCCGGGUGGGCUCAGGGCGGUGUGAGGCUCAGCGGCGCGCCCUGCUGGAGAACACGGUGGGGGCGAGAGUGAUGUGGGAGAGAGAGAGACAGACAGCCGAGACAGAGAGACAGCUCAGCACCGACACACAGACACGACUGCAGAGAGAGAUACACAACAUCACACACACCAUCACACACACCAAACUGAUGCUCACACACCACCUGCACACACAGGCUGUGUUGAGGGAGAAUCUCACAGCUCUACAGGAUAAGGUGCAGCAGUACGAGCGUGUGCUGGAUAAACUCACUACUGAACACACACACUGCACAGGGCUGAUGGAGGAGUUGCAGGUGAACGUGUCUCGUGAACAGCAUCAGCUGGACUCAUGUUCAUCUCUCUGUGAUGCUGCGAGGAGUGGAUACGCCGCCGCUGAGAGUCAGAGAAAAGCCUGUGAAGUACACACCAAAUACCUGCACACACAACUUGAGAAGUGUAAGCUCUGGAGUGUGACGUUCAGCUGAAACCCAAUGAGACCUUCUUCUUCGCUCACUUCCCCUGCUAGUGUUUAUUCAUCAGUUGUUUUCUCUUCUUCACUACGUUACUGCGGAUUGUUCAGCUUUGAAACGCAAUACAGCCAAAUCAACACGUGAUUAUUUUCACACCGCACAGUGAUUAUGAGCUUUUCUGAUAUUAAAUCACCGCCGCCGCUGAGGAUGAUUGAGAUUUAAUAUUUUAUUAUUUUUCUGAGUGCUAUCAUUUAUGGUAAAAAAAUAAAAUAAAAACUUUGUAUGUGAUAUAAUAAAUGGUGUGAUAAAUGUGUUUCAGUAAUUUUGCAAGUCUAUAAACACUACUGUAUGUCUGUAAAAGAUGAACCUGGAGGUGUGCAAACGUUUUGCAUUUUGAAAAUAAUAAUACAGUUAUUGUAAAGUCACAAACCUCCUUAUUAUAGCAGAGCAGAUACAUUUUUCAAAUAUAAUCCAACAUUAAUCAAUAUUAUUCACAAUACACAAAUUCAUGUGUAUUAUAUUAUAUUUGCUGAUUGGAGCCAUGGGAGAUCUGACUUUAUUAUUAUUAUUAUUAUUAUUAUUAUUAUUAUUAUUAUUAUUAUCAUUUAUGUCCAUUACCUGAUUUGUACUUUUUUGUCUGUCUUUUUCCCCCACAUGGAUAAUAGAUAACAAUGAGGAUUUUUACAUGUGCAACUUCACAUUUUUAUCUCAGGGCCCUGAGAUACCAUACUAACUCAAAUAAAGACACUUUAUUCGCA